AUGCACCUGGUUUCCCGCCGCCACCAGAUAUACCUGUUCGAUGUUGGCGGCCACGAUAUAGACAAUGACUUCUUCAACGGUGACUUCGGUGAUAUUCUGCGACAGAACAAGACCACCAAGGGUAGCAAACGUGACAAGGGCAACAAGAGACACGAUGGCACCCGCGACAAGAUCGAAUACCGGGCUUACAUCCUACAGCGAGCCGCUCCUCUCAAGGAUGAUCAGGAGCGCAGCUGGGCCCGUGUUGGCAAACAAGAACUUGCUUUUGAUGGUUCCAAACUCGCGGAGAUGAGUGCUGCUCUGAGAGCCAGUACGGGACGAAGAAUCAUCGAGCGUCUUCGCGAGGAAGAGAGACAUGGCGAUAAGAAGGUCCGAAAGAUGGAGUGGACCCUUGACGGGGUCACCAAAAUCAGCUCUCAAGAUGACUUGACUGGCUCGCUGGAGGCAAAACUCGUUGUGAUUCUGAAGCGUCAACCUUGGCGCAAGAAGACCAGUGACUAUCACGAAUCGGAUGAAUACCUUCGCACCGAAAUUGUUGAUCUAGCAGACGGACCUCCGGAAGCAAGUGCAAGGGAGAAGAAGAAGGAAAAAGACAAGAAGAAGGACCGCGACGAAGAGGAUGAUUUUUGGGAUGUACCGAGCUUCGUACCUGAUCCCUUCGCACAGGUCAGCGCUCCUCCACCACCCGCUCACGGCCACAAUCAAGCACAGCACCUUCAGAAUCCUUUUCAUCCUCAGCAUUAUCCAGUGCAGUAUAGCCAGCCAUCAUCGGUGCCAGCUGGCGCGGUUCCUGUGGACCAAUGGUCUCGUGGACAUCUUCACCAGAAUGGACUUGCACGUUUUGACCGGAACCUGCAUUCAAAACAACCGAGUCGCCGUUAUAGUGCACCCGGCGCAUUCGACAUAUCGUCCGACAUUGGUCACCAUAAUGAUUUUCACCAUCCACAGCGACAACAGGCAUCCAUUCCACAUGAAGAUAGUGCAUUCAAGCCGGGCCCUCCAUUACACGUGCCUGGCGUGCCCAAGACGCCGCCGACGCCAUUUCACCAUUCAGAUUACGAAAGUGGUGAGGCUGCCUUUCAAGGGUUGCCAGCCCAACAUGGAGACCCUGCGGCGGACGCAAUCCACCAAGUGGACGGCGCAGCUCCGGUGCAAGGAAGACCAGCGUCCGAAGAGAUUGUUCCUGGACCGCCUAUCACUGGAGAGGAUUAUCUGUCUCAGCUCGACCCAACAGCAAUCUUUCGCCAAAGACUGUCUAGUCAAGAGGACUUAGAUUCCCUCCCCGAGGACCAGGCCGCAAUCUCAGAUACAGAGAUCAUUGCCACCGUUUCGCUUCCUCUGCGAAAACAGAUCGCAUCGGCUUUGAGAACACACCAAAUAGCAGGCAACUGA
Messenger RNA from Zasmidium cellare ATCC 36951, 1392 nucleotides. RefSeq lists its product as uncharacterized. The transcript is spliced from 3 exons. The coding region runs from base 1 to 1392 and encodes 463 amino acids. NCBI's taxonomy places the organism in Eukaryota, Fungi, Ascomycota, Dothideomycetes, Mycosphaerellales, Mycosphaerellaceae. The record is from RefSeq and is a predicted model, not a curated record.